Alternaria burnsii is the source of this 1905-nucleotide messenger RNA. Its product is annotated as mfs monocarboxylic acid transporter. Bases 1 to 1905 code for a protein of 634 amino acids. The record is from RefSeq and is a predicted model, not a curated record. Gene Ontology annotation, molecular function: transmembrane transporter activity. Lineage: Eukaryota; Fungi; Ascomycota; Dothideomycetes; Pleosporales; Pleosporaceae. Gene Ontology annotation, biological process: transmembrane transport. The transcript is spliced from 2 exons. Gene Ontology annotation, cellular component: membrane.
AUGUCCCCCCCGUCCUCUAAGCGGAACAGCGGCAAUGGCAAUGGCAUCACCACCAUCGACAAGCUCGACUACCCACCCCCAAACUCGCCCCGCCGCCCCCUCCUCGCCCCCGACAGCGACACCGACUCGCAGCGACGCAGCCAGGACACGAGUUACGCCGGCAGCUUCUUUGAGCAGGUCGCCGAAGGCAUCUACGAGCAGGACCGCGUCAAGAUGCAGCGCGCCGUGCUACGAUGGCUGAGCUUCGUGUGGGCCAUCGUCAUCUGCCUAUGCGCCGGUAGCAUCACUGCCUUCUCCCUGUACGGCCAUUUGUUCCAGUCCAAGCUGCACUACACCCAAGUCCAGGUCAACAUAGUUUCCAUCGGCGCCGAGCUCGGCCUCUACCUCCUCGUCCCCAUCUUCGGAUACCUCUGCGAUCGCAUGGGCCCUGGUGUGCCCGCCGCUCUUGCAGGUCUGCUAUUCGGCUCGGGAUAUCUGUUGGCUGCCUUCGCCUUCAAGAGCGGUCCUCCGCCCUCGGCUGGCGGUCAUGGUUGGCCCCAUGGCGUCAUGGUCCUAGCCUUCGCCUUCGUCGGCAUGGGCACAAGCUGCAUGUACCUGGCUGCAGUAACAACGUGUGCCAAGAACUUCGGGCGAGGGAGUGCAAAGGGCGUGGCUUUGGCAGUGCCCAUCGCAGCUUUUGGACUGAGCGGCAUGUGGCAAAGCCAGGUUGGAAGCCGACUGCUAUACGUCAGGAACCCGGAUGGCACCAAGGGAGAUGUUGACGUGUUCCGCUUCUUCCUCUUCCUCGGCAUUCUUCUGCUCUGCGUAGGCACCAUCGGCUUCUUUGCCCUGCGCAUCAUGGACGAAGAGGAGAUGAUCGACGAUGCAGUAGACGAGCUCGAGAGAUCUGGUCUGCUGCAGCGUGACGAGUUCUUCACCCAGGCUGCGACCCAUCACGGCUACGGAACCAUGGAGACUCAGGACCUGUCCGACUCGACCUUUGACUUCCUGCAGUCUGAGGCUGAGCGUCUCAAGGCCAAAGCAGAAGAAGAGGCACGGAAGAAGACAUGGCUGCUGAACGAGGAGACUCGUCGCUAUGUCAUGGACCCCACCAUGUGGUGGCUCGCAGGAGGCUUCUUCCUCGUCACUGGACCCGGCGAAGCCUUCAUCAACAACCUAGGCACCAUCAUCGAGACUCUCACACCCGCGCACGUUUCCACCAACACCUCGCCAGCAACCCAUGUUUCCAUCGUCGCCAUCACCUCUACACUUGCUCGCUUGAUCACCGGCACACUCUCUGAUGUCCUCGCUCCGGUAGCUCCUUCGAACCAGCACCGCGUCGGACCAGAUUCCGUUGCAAAUUCCAUGUCGUCUCUUCCACCUCUACAACAGCCCCGCAAGAGGUUUACUGUCUCGCGCAUAAACUUCCUCUUGGCAUUCGCUUUCAUACUCUCCCUUGGUCAACUUCUCCUAGCGAGUGGAUGGGUGCAGAACCACCCCUCUCGCUUUGCUGUUGUGUCCGCGUUCAUCGGUGCCGGUUACGGAGCCGUCUUCUCGCUGACACCCAUCGUCGUCUCUGUAGUAUGGGGCGUCGAGAACUUUGGUACAAACUGGGGCAUUCUGGCCAUGACACCUGCUGCAGGUGCCACCCUCUGGGGUGCUGUCUAUGCCACUGUAUAUCAGAGAGCUGCAGAGAACGGCGAAGCCGGCGUUCAGAAGGACCCUGAGGAUGUCCUUUGUCAUGGAAAGGCUUGUUAUGCGUCUACCUUCUGGGCCAUGACCAUAAGCGUAUGGAUUGCCAUGGGCCUCUUCUUGUGGGCUUGGAGAGGCCCUGGCGUCCUGUAUGUCCUGACGCUCGAUGUUGUAUGGAGUGGGGGACUUCCUGCAGCUGAAACGGAAUUGCGGGGUAAGAACAACGCUGGUUAG